AUGAAGCGGGUGUUCAUCGAUGGCGAGGCCGGAACCACGGGGCUUCAGGUGCGCGAACGGUUGGAGGCGCGAGGGGACGUCGAGCUGAUUCAACUGGAUGAGGGCUCGAGAAAGAAUCUCGAGGCGAGACGCGCGGCGUUGAACGAGUGCGACGCGGCGAUUCUGUGCCUUCCCGAUCAGGCGGCGGAGGAGGCGGUGAAAUUGGUGGAGAAUGAGACGACGGUGGUGAUCGAUGCGUCGACGGCUUUUCGCGUCGCCGAUGGUUGGACGUACGGAUUCCCGGAGCUGGCGCCAGGGCAUCGAGAGUUGGUCAAGGCGUCGAAGAGAAUCUCAAAUCCGGGGUGCUAUCCCACCGGGUUCAUCGCACUCACUAGACCAUUGGUUGACGCGGGCAUCCUGUCUCCAGGCGCGGCGUUGACGGUGAACGCGGUGAGCGGGUACACGGGCGGCGGUAAGGCGCUCAUCAAGGUGUACGAGGAGGAAGAACACGAGCCGUGGGGCGCUUACGGAUUUAAUCUCGAACACAAGCACUUGCCAGAGAUGGCGAAAUGGAGCAUGAUCGGUCGUGAACCAAUUUUCAUGCCAUCUGUCGGUUCCUUCGCGCAAGGUAUGGUGGUGAGCGUACCGUUGCAUUACGAUCAACUUGCCGCCGACGCUCGCAGCGCCAAGCGUCUGCAUGAGUGCUUACGCGCGCGGUACGCGCAGAGUACGUACGUUUCGGUGCGAGAUUUGAACAAGAUGGACGACCUCGAGCGUGGAGCUUUCAUGAGACCAGACUCUUUGGCGAACACGAACAAGCUCGAGUUAAGUGUUUACGCCAACGACUCAAAGCGAACCGCCGUUCUCGUGGCAAGGUUAGAUAAUUUGGGCAAAGGUGCUUCGGGUGCGGCGGUGCAAAACAUGAACUUGGCGCUUGGACUGGAUGAAACAAUGGGAUUGUAG
Molecule: messenger RNA, 942 nt
Organism: Ostreococcus lucimarinus CCE9901
Lineage: Eukaryota; Viridiplantae; Chlorophyta; Mamiellophyceae; Mamiellales; Bathycoccaceae
Exons: 1
Coding region: 1-942 (313 amino acids)
Biological process (GO): L-arginine biosynthetic process
Cellular component (GO): cytoplasm
Molecular function (GO): N-acetyl-gamma-glutamyl-phosphate reductase (NADP+) activity; NAD binding
Source: RefSeq, a predicted model, not a curated record